UUAUCCUAAUGGUCAUCGGUGUUCUCAUCAGCCAAUAAAGAUAAAUUAUCUCAAUUCACAGUCUCUCACUGCAGUGCGCUCUCAGCCGUUUCCAAGGCGACCGAGGACGCUUGUUUAAACAAGUUUUUCAAGCUCUCUCUCUUGCCCUUCAAGUUGCGUUGUCUUAGCAACCAUGCGUAUUCAUCUUGGCUUAACUAGUUAUCUGCAGGUAAAUUUCGUGACAGAGCAGGCGUUUCGUGUUAUUUUAAUUUAUAAAGAUUAUGCUUUAGUUACCGAAAGUAGCUACGUACCCUCAUUUUUUAACAACAUGCACAGAGACGAGGAUGUGGACCUGCGUCGUGAUGAAGGACCUCAGGGAUGCCAUGUCUGUGCGAUUCUGAGGCCCAGUGGGGCAGCAGACCAGCCUCUCAAACCCCAGGGCAGACGCUACAUCCCUCACGGGCACGGAGAAGAGGCCUCCUACAGACCCCACGUACAGCACAUCGAGCCUGACCUCACUGAGUGUGACCUGGACUGGAAAUCGCGUCUGCGCUGGCUGCCUCAGCCCCGCUACAGCGACGCCCCCUUUCCGGAAAUAAAGGCCGCCAAAUUCCCGGACGGGGCCAGGCUGCUGAGGUCCUUCCCGCAUGAUAACAUGAUAUCUGAAUCUGAAUGGACGUUUUAUCCCAGCUUUGGGCUACCGGUGACCUACCAUAUUGGCAAAAGGUGCCUAAUUGAUGGUGUUCACCAUUACAGAAGCUUAAGGAGCUCUUCUGAAAGAACAUUAGAGUUGAGACUUGGGAGGAAAAGACAGAUCAGGUCUCCUUGCUGUGUGAUCAGGGGGUCCAGGCCUUAUAUUUCUCCAGAGUACAGCACUGACUUUCACAAAUUUGGAUCUACGUUACCCGCUGUGGGUUUUGGAUCCUCGGCUACACUGAAAGGAGACACAUUCAUCCCUCUUCAGCGUCCAACCGGUCGUCAGUGCAUGACCUACCGACAGAAGAAAGCCUUGAAAGAUCGAGAGGCCGACGUUCUGGAGGUCAGGAAGCUGGACGACUGGAGGCCCGCAGCGCCCAUAACCCCGCCCCUGUGUGAGAACAGACACGGGAAACACAAGAAGGCGGACUGCUCGUGGAGAACGGUGCAGGGGGAGAAGCUCGCUUCGUCCAUGUCUGCCCUACCUUCGACAAAGAUGAAAUAAGUCACAAUUCACAGUGACAUCAUGCCAACCACCAAUGUAUAGAAAAGACCCUUGCAAAAAAAAAAAAAAAAUUAAAACAUGAAUGUAACCAGCCACCCAGAUAAUCACAAAUUAGUGCUCCAGGAAGUGUGGAAGAACGAUUUCACAGUGAGCAGUUCCCUUAAGCACACGGUUUGUAAUUAACAACCAGUCGAUGUUUUGAUUUGAUUUCCACCUCUGCGGAGUGAAGUUUUCCACCACUCCUCUCUGCGCAUAAUGACUAGUUUUUGUAGUGCCGUUCCAGAAGGAGCGUCAUUUUGCCCACGGGAAAGGAAGGCUGAGAGUUUUCCAACCCGGAAAUUAAUUUUUGUCCACUGUAGAGGACACGAGUCUCUCCUCUGAACCUCAAUAACCACAUACUCUAACGUGCUGAAAUCUACAGCACAAGACAUUGAGUGAAAAUUACA
Anguilla rostrata (American eel) is the source of this 1626-nucleotide messenger RNA. Its product is annotated as spermatogenesis-associated serine-rich protein 1. NCBI's taxonomy places the organism in Eukaryota, Metazoa, Chordata, Actinopteri, Anguilliformes, Anguillidae. Bases 173 to 1180 code for a protein of 335 amino acids. The record is from RefSeq and is a predicted model, not a curated record. The transcript is spliced from 7 exons.